GUCACAGCAUACAGAGGGGAAUCCCACACCAGGUGAUAGUGGUGGUGAGUCAAGGAGUUUCAAUCCCUUUUUGGUACUAGGAAGAACACUUGGUGACAUUGCUUUCAAAAGGGAAGGCCUCUACUCAGUUGAAGCACACAGAUAUCCCUAUUGUGAAACAUUAGAAGUCAUAUAUGUUUAUUAGCCUUGAAAGGUCCUAAAGUACAAGCACCAGGGCUUGAUUUCUGAAAUGAGACGGUUGGUCCUACACUCAGUUUCUACCUUUUCUUAUGAGUAGAAAAUCAAGAUCCCAAACAAGGCAUGAUCUCUAAGUUGGAAAAAGAAGAAGAGCCAUCACUGGGAGAGGCGAAAACAACCAGCCCACAUAGUGUGAGCAAAAUAGCACAACCCAAGAAAUCAGGAGCCAAUGAAAAAGUCCAACAAGAUGAUGAUCACAUAGAGGAAAAGCAGAAAUCUCGAGGCAAGCUCAUUGAGGAAGCUACACUCAAGAAGAAAAAUUCAACUAGUAAGAAAAGCAGCGCAUGUGCUUUGUUGGAGAAAAAAAAAGUCAUUACAAAACAUAUUCCUUCAAAAAAAAAGCUUCCGAAAUCCGAUUCACAUGGAAAGAGCUUAAAGCAGAAUUUAGAUUUACCUGACCAGAUUAAAAACACCACAAAAAAGAAAUCGGAUACAGCUAAAGAACACAUGAAAUCAUUCAGCCACACCAUAGCUGAUACAGCAAAAGAUAAAAUUCCAGCCAGAGAGAAAUGUGAGAAAAUUCUCAACAAAAAGUCACCUGGUAAAGGUGACAGAAAUCACACUGGCAAGAGAUGUGAGAAAGUGUGCCAUCGUAGCUCAUCUCACAGUAAAGAAGACAAGAUCCGGACUGGAGAGAGAUGUGAGAAAGUGUGCCAUCAUAGCUCAUCUCACAGUAAAGAAGACAAGCUCCGGACUGGAGAGAGACAGAAAUCAUCUAGCUGUAGUUCACCUACCAAGUCUGAGAAAGCUACAGCUUCUGGGAAGCCUUAUAAAUGCAAUCACUGUGGGAAGGUCCUCAGCCAUAAACAAGGACUCAUUGACCAUCAGAGAACUCACACCGGGGAGAAACCAUAUGAAUGUAAUGAGUGUGGGAUAGCUUUCAGCCAGAAGUCCCACCUGGUUGUACAUCAGAGAACUCACACUGGAGAAAAACCAUAUGAAUGUGUUCAGUGUGGCAAAGCUCAUGGUCAUAAACAUGCCCUCACUGACCAUCUAAGAGUUCAUACUGGAGAAAAGCCCUAUGAAUGUAAUCAAUGCGGAAAAACCUUUAGACACAGCUCCAACCUUAUGCAGCAUGUAAGGUCGCACACAGGUGAGAAGCCUUAUGAGUGUAAGGAAUGUGGCAAAUCCUUUAGAUAUAAUUCAUCUCUUACUGAACAUGUGAGAACACACACAGGUGAAAUACCAUAUGAAUGUAAUGAAUGUGGCAAAGCUUUUAAGUAUAGCUCAUCCCUGACUAAACACAUGCGAAUCCAUACUGGCGAGAGACCAUUUGAAUGUAAGGAGUGUGGGAAAGCUUUUAGCAAAAAGUCCCACCUGGUUAUACAUCAGAGAACUCAUACAAAGGAGAAACCUUACAAAUGUGGCGAGUGUGGGAAGGCCUUUGGACAUAGUUCAUCCCUAACUUACCAUCUGCGAACUCAUACAGGCGAUUGCCCCUUUGAAUGUAAUCAGUGUGGUAAAGCCUUUAAGCAAAUUGAAGGCCUUACUCAACACCAGAGAGUCCAUACUGGUGAGAAACCCUAUGAAUGUCCCGAGUGCGGGAAAGCCUUUAGUCAAAAGUCACAUCUCAUCGUGCACCAGAGAACUCACACAGGGGAGAAGCCCUUUGAGUGCUAUGAGUGUGGGAAAGCAUUCAGUGCAAAAUCCCAGCUUGUUAUACAUCAGCGAUCCCACACGGGAGAGAAACCCUAUGAAUGUGGUGAGUGUGGGAAAGCCUUUAAACAGAACGCUUCUCUUACCAAACAUAUGAAAAGUCACUCAGAAGAGCAAUCUAAUGAGGAAAAUUAAUGUAGGAAAUCUGACGACUGACUAGUUUGCUCUCGUUCAAUGUUAAAAGAUGGUCUCAACUUGAUGUAGGUUAGAAAAUCUUUUUUAAGGACAUUAUUCCUUGUUAUACAUGAGAGAAUUUGAAUAUGGAUCUUUACAUAAUAGCAAUGGAUUAAUAAUAAAAUUUAAAAUUGAUCCUAAACCUAUACAGAAAAUACUGUAUUUUUACACUCGUUAUAAAUUAUCUCCAUAUUAGAGCAAAAUAUGAAUCUUAAAAAAUGUGAAUAAGAUUUGGGGAGAUAACUUAAUCAGUAAAAUUAUUCCUGAGCAAGUAUGAGGACCUGAAUUCCACCCUUAGGAUCCCUGUGCUUGCAAUCUCAGAACUGGGAAAGUUGAGACAGGAGAGUCCCUGAAACUACCUGACCAGACAGACUAGCCAAAUUUGCAAGCCGUAUGUCACAGGGAGGAAAUCUGCUUUAAAACAAGAUACAGUUAUCCUGAGGAAAAUGCAUUUGACAUUUGGCCUGCACAUACACACUCACACAUAUGACCACAAACACAAAAUUAUGAAAAUAUUAUUAUAGUAACAAAUGACCAGUAAAAUAUGCCAAGAAUUCAUGAGCUAUUAGGCUGUUGUGUACUGAAGCACGGCAAUUAGUAUUUAAUCUGUAUUUAUGCUUUUGCAUACUUACUGCCUUGUGUAAAAUAAAAGUGUGGUUAUCCCCUCUGGUAUGAUCUAGGUUUCUUUGCUAAUGUCUAUGUUGGCUCUGAAUCAGUAGAAAACUUACUAGGUUUUUUUUUGAAGUAGCAUCUCACUGUGUAGUCCUAGCUAGCCUAGAAAUUGCUAUGUAGGCCAAACUGGCUUCAAACUAACAGAGAUGUGCUUGUCUCUGCCUCCCAAGUGCUGGGAUUAAAGGCUUGAAUAGAAAAUUUUGUGGGGUUUUGUCUAGAUGUUGUUAAUGAGGGGUUGAGGAAAAGCUGGAAAAUGCCGGUAGAGAAUGAUGCUCAAGUUAUGUUGUUUAGCACAGACAGUGGAUACAGUAUAUUCUCACUGUGGACAAAGAGAGUGUGUUUGCCUGUCUUUUCCUGCCUCUUUGUGUACAAAUGUAAUUAUACUCAUAUAUUUGUAUAUGAAUAGACUUGUUUUUUUAAUCUAGAAGAAACUUUAGUGGUUACCAUUGAACACAGAAGUACAGGAUUGAGGUCUGACAUUUUUAUCGUGUACAUGUGUUAUAUUCAAAUAUAUAUUAAAAUACUUUUAUAUGCACAAAUAACACAGUUAAAAAAUACGGCUCAGUCCAUUCCACAGUGUUGUUUGACAAAGUAACAUAAGGUUUCUAUGCUCAUUUAUGAACAGUGAAUUUGUGGUAUAUGGCACUAAACCUUGCUAUUGAAUUCACACAAAGAUUGUCCUUUUGAACACAGGUUUUGUUAACAUAAUGAUUCACAACUGUAACAGUAUUUUACUUCCCUUUUUUGCUGUUAAACUGAAGAAUAAUUCUGGGUACAGAUGAAUGAACCAUCAUUCCAUUUUAUUCCAUAUUCAGAGUGUUCAUUAACAAAUGUCUUAGUCAAGGAUUUCAGCUGUAUUGCAACAAAUGUCUCCAUACCUUGUUCUUGCCCACUGAGCAGAUAUUGUUGAUGGAUCACUCACUCUGCUUCUCUCAGAGUCUGUUUCAGAAUGUCAAGCAUGCAUUCCAGAAGGUUCUGCCUGUCAGUUUGACUUUGUUCAAGAGACCUGUCUGCCAUUUCAUGCUUUACAAGCUGGUGUUAACUGCUGUGAUCAAACACCAUGACUAAAAGCAACUUGUUGAGAAAGGGGUUUAUUUCAUCUUGCAGCUUCUAGUCCGUUCUCCAUGGAAGCCAGGGCAGGAACUGAAGGCAGAGGCCAUGGAGGAGUACUGCUCGCUGGCACGCUUCUCAUGGCUUGCUCAGCCUGUACUUUUGUACAUAAGGUGACAGCCGAGGGCUGCACCUACCACAGCGAACUGGGCACUGUCUCAUGCACCGUCAAUCAAGGAAAAGCAGCACAGCUUUUCUCAUGGGCAUUUUCUCAAGUGAUAUUUCCUCAUAUACUCACAAUCUUAGCACAUAGGAAGCUGAUUCAAGAAGAUCACAACUUUGAAGCAAGCUUACCAAAUACAGGCCCCAUCUUGCUCCUUAAACCCCAAGAAAACAUUUGGUUUUGUGUUACCUUUUAUAUUUUCACAGCAUAGUCACUAACGCCUAUCUCAAGAGAGCCAUGGCCCAGUCACUAGAACUUUUCUAGUUUGAUUCGGUUCUCAGUAAAUGUUUUAUGUGCAUCAUGGUCUAGCAUAAUAAUAGGUCCUAAACAAAAAGGGAUCAGAUGCUCUCUGCACAGGCUUCAUUCUUGUUCCCGCCUUCCUGACUUCAUUUCAGAGAACAAUAAAGUAUAAAUAUAGA
This is a messenger RNA of Microtus ochrogaster (prairie vole), 4431 nucleotides long. It is a transcript of the gene Zfp37, whose product is annotated as ZFP37 zinc finger protein. Gene Ontology annotation, molecular function: DNA-binding transcription factor activity, RNA polymerase II-specific; RNA polymerase II cis-regulatory region sequence-specific DNA binding. The transcript has 2 exons. Lineage: Eukaryota; Metazoa; Chordata; Mammalia; Rodentia; Cricetidae. Gene Ontology annotation, biological process: regulation of transcription by RNA polymerase II. The record is from RefSeq and is a predicted model, not a curated record. The coding region runs from base 301 to 2028 and encodes 575 amino acids.